Molecule: messenger RNA, 360 nt
Organism: Aspergillus oryzae RIB40
Lineage: Eukaryota; Fungi; Ascomycota; Eurotiomycetes; Eurotiales; Aspergillaceae
Exons: 2
Coding region: 1-360 (119 amino acids)
Source: RefSeq, a predicted model, not a curated record
AUGGGCAUGGAGUUUGUCUUUAUAAAUGUCAAAGAGCCGAAAGACGCUCUGCAGCUCGCUAAGGAGCCCGAAAUUCGAUCUCACGUGGCUCGGUACCAGUGGAAGAAAAUCGAGAAUCGCCCGUCUCUCAAGCGAAAACGAAAUGCGGUGCUAUCGUUCUGCAUGGACAUAAGCUGUUCAGCAACCUGGCAGUCACGAAGCGAUUCCGAGGACGACUCUCCCGAGAUUCCGGACACGUCCUCCACCAUCUCCAUCCCUCUGCAGUUAGGGGGACUGCGAGACGACCCUUUUCGGUCCUAUCCAGCCAGUUUCAAGCCGUUCAUGCCGGUCCUCGUGGAUCACUCUGGUUCCCUUUGGUGA